Messenger RNA from Dermacentor andersoni, 2191 nucleotides. RefSeq lists its product as uncharacterized. Lineage: Eukaryota; Metazoa; Arthropoda; Arachnida; Ixodida; Ixodidae. The record is from RefSeq and is a predicted model, not a curated record.
AUGCGCGAGCAGGCAGUGGUGGUCGCAGUACUCCUGGUGUUCUUGACGACGUGUCCGUUCCCGAAAGUCGACGCCGGUGCCGUGGUGGCGGUGCAGCAUGAACAUCGGCGCUCGCAGCAUGGAAGAAGCCGGCGAGACGCCACGACGAACAAACCGCCAGAACAGACGCCGGCGAAUCCCAAGGGCUUGGACUUGGGCCCCGACCUGUGGCACAGCGUUCCCCCGUACCUCAAACAGGUGCUGACGUCCAUCGACGACCGGCUGCGCGGCCUGGAUGCGUUCGGAUCGGCGCUGCGGCUCACGAGACUCGACUUCUCGCUGGAGCAAGUGCUGCGCAAGCUGGACUCCUUCGACAGCCGGCUGGGCAGGCUCGAGGCCAAGCUGGACGUGCGCCUCGAGAAAGUCGAGGAGGCGCUCAACGGACGCGGCAAGGACGCCGCGUCGCCGGCUCAGCAGCAGCAAGGUGCCGCGGAUGCCUUCCACCUGAGCCGCCGCUUCGACAUGCUCGCCGACAAGCUCAACAACAAGCUGGCCUUUCUGGAGACCAAGCUGGACAUGCGCGCCGACCGACUGGCCAACAAGCUAGAGCUGCUCGAGCGCGACCUGCAGGACGCCUCGGAGGACGCGCUCGAGAAAAUGGCGCGCGGCGACGAGGCCCGCGCGCGGCUCCACGCGGACCUGUCGCGGCUGGCCGACCUGGCGGAGCGUGCGGACACCGCGCAGCGCCAGACGGCCACGGUGCUGCGUGUCGACGUGGCCGACGUCAUAAAGCGGGCGGACGCCAAGAUGGACCUGUUCAGCCACGAGAUGUUCACGGCGAACACCAUACUGCGCGCGCUGCAGCAGCAAGGAAAUGCCACGCAGCAGGCGGCAUCGUCCUGCCAGGCGAUGUCGGCUGAUGCGCCUAGCUGGGAACAGGUGACCAACCUGACCGAGCUGGUGGAGAAGAUGGUGCGCGUGGGCGGCGAGCAGCUGCGCGAGAUCGACUCGGACGUCGAGAGCUACACGCGCAAGGUCAUCAACGGCAUCUACGAGCUGCGGCGCACCACCGACGAGCUUGUGCGCGGCGCCUUACAGGACACCGUGGAGCAGGGCAACCGCACCCGGGUCCUGGUGCGCGAGGAGUUCCGCAAGCUGCACGAGCAGAUCGAGCCGCUGCCGCUCAUCGAGCCCCGGCUCAGCAUCCUCAGCGAGGGGCUCGAGAAGCGCAUCGUCGAGCUGGGCGCCACGGUCGACCACAGCUUCGCCACGCUGCUCGUGGCGCAGAACUCGUUCAUCUCGUCCUGCAACCGCAUCCAGGAGGAAGAGGUGCAGCUGUACGACCUGCUCGAGCGCAUCAUCCUCGAGAUGCGCAACCGGUCGCUGGACGACACGCAGCGCAUCAGCGACGAGCUGCAGGGGCACAGCCACGAAGUCGCCGCGCUCCUCAGGGGCGCCGUGAGCGCGGUGUUCGCCGCGGGCAACACCACGCUGGCCGAGGUGCGCAACCUGCUCGGCAGUCGCCGGUCCGAUUGCAAGCCGUCGGUAUCCGGCGGGAGCUCCCAAGCGGUCGACGACACCAGUGGUGACGGUACGCCAUCGAGUGCGGCUGCGAUGGCGGCUACGACGCCGCUGCCACCAGGUUUUGCCACGACAGCGCCAUCCGCAGGCUCUCCCCCUGCUGGUGCCAGGACGAGGGACGGUGCUGGUGGCGGAGGAGGAGGCGCCAGUGGCGUUGCGGCUUCGGCGGCGACGCAGGACUACGAAUAUUACGACGACGCCCUCAAAUAGGGGGCGGCAAGAUUCGGCGAUAUGUUCGGUCGUGCUUACAGACGUUGGUGCUGAUACCUUGCCGCCACUAAAUGUUGACUGUAUAUAUGUACGGUGGCGAGGAGGGUUCUGCGUGCUGGAAUCGAUGCGCGGCGAAUCGGGCAUGUGCGUACGUGCUACUUGAUGAAGAGUACGUGUAUGAGGUGUAUAUUUCUGAACGCACGUACACGGCCAGCUGGAAGGGGGAAAAGACAGACAACCCAAAAUCUGCUUCUUGCAGAAAGCUGUGAUGCCAGCAACACAAAAUAAAUCAGAACUGCGUAGCAUGUAUACACAAACUUUCUUCGGGACAAUGUAAGUGCGUUUAUGCGUCUUUUAUUAUGUAAUCGAAUAACGAUGUUGGCAGUGUCUGUAUAGCUUCAAGAAGAAUACCUUUUUCUUU